CUUCCGACGAACCUCUCUCUCCACGCGACCGGAAAAGAAACAAUCAGAGAGAGAAACAGGCCACCGCAGGUCCCACCCACAACAAUGUUCAGCCGCAGCGCCCUGGCGCGAUCUCUCGCCGUCUCCGAGCAGCUCUGCACCCGCCCCAGCGUCACCCGCAUCCAAGCUUCAUCAUCACCUCUCCGCAGCGCAGCAGCAUCCUUCCACCAAAAGAGCUACGCCGCACAACAAGCAACGCAAACCACUCCCCCCUCCUCAUCCGCCUCCUCCUCCGCACCCUUCACUCCUCCCACCACAUCCACCACCUCGACAACAUCAACAACACAAACAACACAACAAACCAAAAUCCCACCACCCCCCCAAUUCACCACGCCCCUCAAAGCAAGCGAAUCCCUCCUGGAAACCCUCCCGCACCUCGCCGCGCAGCGCCCGCACUUCCUCACAGCGCUCAUCCACGACCGACCCUACCUAAUCACGGAAGGCGACUCCGUGCGUCUCCCGUUCCUGAUGGCCGGCGUGGAGCCCGGCGACGUGCUGCGUCUGAACCGGGCGAGCGUGCUCGGGUCGCGCGAGUUCUCGCUCAAGGGCGCGCCCUUCGUCGACGAGAGACUGUUUGAGUGUCGCGUGCGCGUCAUGGGCGUCGACGCUGAGCCGCUCCGCAUUAAGGAGAAGACGAAGCGGAGGAAUCGCCAUGUGCAGCGUGUUACUAGCAAGCAUCGGUAUACUUUGCUUCGUGUGAUGGAGGUUAGGGUUAAGGGGGUGGAGGAGUUGAGGGAGGAGGGGGUGGAUGUUGUUAAGGAAUAGUUGUUUGACUUUGGUUGGUAUUGUUGAACGAGUUGCUUUUACUUUUUAUUGGUUGAUUUUCUGUUUCUUUUUGUCUGUUGCUGUGUCGUGUCUGAUAUCUGUUUUCGGGGAUUUAGGAUUGAUGUGUGGUUGGGAGGGAAGAAAGAAUCUAGGUGGAUUGUACAGAUAGACUGUGUAUUCUAGGAUAAAGUGUUAUAUG
Molecule: messenger RNA, 1003 nt
Organism: Aspergillus campestris IBT 28561
Lineage: Eukaryota; Fungi; Ascomycota; Eurotiomycetes; Eurotiales; Aspergillaceae
Product: mitochondrial 54S ribosomal protein bL21m
Exons: 1
Coding region: 85-804 (239 amino acids)
Cellular component (GO): mitochondrial large ribosomal subunit; ribosome
Molecular function (GO): structural constituent of ribosome
Source: RefSeq, a predicted model, not a curated record